Messenger RNA from Daphnia carinata, 559 nucleotides. RefSeq names its product cuticle protein 7-like. The coding region runs from base 66 to 446 and encodes 126 amino acids. The record is from RefSeq and is a predicted model, not a curated record. The transcript is spliced from 3 exons. Lineage: Eukaryota; Metazoa; Arthropoda; Branchiopoda; Diplostraca; Daphniidae. Gene Ontology annotation, cellular component: extracellular matrix.
GAGAAUUGUACUGUUAGUGACAUCAGUUCCACAACUGCCUUCGCCAACACCCUAACCAUUCCACCAUGUACAAGUUUCUCAUCCUCGUUGCUCUCUUCACUGUUGCUGCCGCUGAUUCGUACAAGGCUGAGGAAUACGCACCUAAAUACGAGGCCCCCGUGACAUACGCACCUCAGCCCUAUAGUUUUGGUUACGAGGUCCAGGAUAAGGAAUCCUACAACGAUUUCGACCGCGCUGAGAAAUCUGAGGGAAAGGUCGUUACCGGCUCUUACCGUGUCGUCCUCCCCGACGGCCGCACCCAAAUCGUCACCUACAAGGCCGACGAGAACGGUUACAAUGCUGUUGUGAAAUACGAAGGCGAGGCUAAAUAUCCCGAAUACAAAGCUGCUUCGUACGCAACCCCUACCUACACUACUCCGGCCUACCCCACCCCAGCUGAAUAUUAAAGAGUAUUCCAUGAUGUAAUUUGAAUGUUUAUGUAAUUUAAAGACGCGACUGGAUAUAUCAUCCAACUUCCUACAAUAGCUGAUUUGUAAAUACACCUCAUUAUGCAAACGUU